Messenger RNA from Corylus avellana, 1964 nucleotides. RefSeq names its product UDP-glycosyltransferase 88A1. Gene Ontology annotation, molecular function: UDP-glucosyltransferase activity. The record is from RefSeq and is a predicted model, not a curated record. NCBI's taxonomy places the organism in Eukaryota, Viridiplantae, Streptophyta, Magnoliopsida, Fagales, Betulaceae.
UUCUCCAUUGAACCACUCACACGCAGAGAAAACUGAAGCAGCUAGAUAGCUAUGGAGGAGGCGAUAGUUGUGUACCCAACACCAGCCAUAGGCCACCUGAUUUCCAUGGUGGAGCUUGCAAAACUAAUACUCACCCACCACCCUUCACUCACCGUACACAUCCUCAUUGCCCCGCAACCGUACAACGCCGGUUCAACGGCUCCAUACAUAGCCGCCGUUUCUGCCACCACCCCCUCCAUCACCUUUCACAAUCUCCCCAACGUUGAUCUCCCUCCCACCGCCUCUCCCAACCAUGAAACGCUUACCUUUGAGCUCCUCCGCCUCAACAACCCCAAUCUCCACCAAUCUCUGCUCUCUAUCUCCAAAGGCUACGCCAUCCACGCGCUCAUCAUGGACUUCUUCUGCUCUCACGCUCUCUCUGUUGCAGCGAACCUCAACAUCCCCGGCUACUACUUUUUCACUUCCGGUGCCGGUUGUCUCGCUUACUUUCUAUAUCUCCGCACCAUGGACAGAAGCACGACAAAAAGCUUCAAAGACCUUGACACCCAUCUCGACAUUCCCGGCGUACCCCCUAUGCCGUCCUCGGAUUCGCCGAAACCGGUGCUCGACCGUGACGAUGAGGCCUACAAAUGCUUUCUUGAGUGCUCAUUCAGCAUGGCUAAAUCCGCAGGAUUAAUUGUCAACACUUUUGAGUCGCUGGAGCCGAGAGUUAUCAAAGCGAUAUCAGAUGGGUUAUGCGUCGUCGACGGUCCAACGCCGCCUAUUUUCUGCGUAGGGCCGCUGACUGCUAGUAGCAAUAAAAGAGAUGAUCCGGCGAGCUGCUUAAGGUGGCUUGAUUUGCAGCCGAGCCGAAGCGUAGUGUUUUUAUGUUUUGGAAGCUUGGGACUGUUCUCAUUGGAUCAGUUGAAGGAGAUAGCUAUUGGGUUGGAAAGGAGUGGCUUGAGAUUUUUGUGGGUGGUACGCAAUCCACCGACGCAGGAUCAUAGCUUGGCGGUGAAAGCGCAACCUGAGCCGGACUUGGAUCUGUUGCUUCCGGGGGGUUUCUUGGAAAGGACGAAGGAGAGAGGCCUGGUGGUGAAGUCUUGGGCGCCGCAGGUGGCGGUGCUGAACCACGAAUCAGUGGGUGGAUUUGUGACGCAUUGCGGGUGGAACUCGGUGCUGGAGGCAGUGUGCGCGGGGGUGCCGCUGGUGGCGUGGCCGCUCUACGCUGAGCAAAGGUUGAAUAGGGUGAUGUUGGUGGAAGAAAUAGGAAUUGCUUUGCCGAUGAAGGAAUCGGAGAGUGGGUUUGUGAGUGCGGCGGAGGUGGAGAAGCGAGUUAGAGAGUUGAUGGAGCCGGAGUCGGAGGAAGGAAGGUCGAUCAGGGAGAGAAUCUUGUCUAUGAAAAAUGAAGCCAUGGCUGCUCUCGGUGAAGGUGGAUCGUCUUGCAUGGCCCUAGCCAAACUCCGUCAGUCGUGGAUGCAGUGAUGGGUCAAAUCUUUGCUGUUAAAAUAUUAUUAAAUGAUUAAAAUCUUAUCUUCUCACUUAAGUGUUUGGGGGCAAUUUAAAAAAGGCUAAAACAAGUAUUAAAUAAGCUUUUGAGUUGAAUAAUAUAUAUAUAUAUUAUUGUUCUCCUAUGAUUUUUCCAAUAAUAAUAAAAAAAAUAAAAAAAAAAGAAAUUGUUAUCCUAGGAUUUUUUUUCUGUCCUUCACUUGGAUCUUUUUGGAGGUAAAGAAUUACAGGUCUUCACCAUAUCUGGUCCGUAGAUAGUAGAUGACAAUGAUGUUGGCAGCAGCAGCUGUGUCCACUCUUUAAUUCUACCUUUCUCUUUUGAUGUGCAUGUGUAAUGGCACUCUUGCCUUAAAAAAAGAGAAAUUAUUUUUGUCAUUUUCCGUUCUCUAUAUGUGCACCACAGACUUAAUGAUGAUUUGAAAAAUUAAGUGAAUAAAAAAAUAUCAAGAGAGAAUAUAUAGCACGUCUCUUAUUUC